UAGCAGCCACCCAUUGGCGCGAAACACAAGGGAAUCACACCGAACUUAGAGGUCCUCUUGAAGAAUGUCACUCCACACAACCCAUUUCGGAUCCCACCAUUCCCUUCUCAAUACACAAACCCACAUCUUUCGUUGUUUUACUUUUGUUCUCUUUCCUUCUUCUUCUUCCCUCAUCCCAUAUCCAAUUUUUCCCAGGAAAUGGAAUUUUCCGGCAUUGUUUUCGACCGUACUUGACUCCAUAUUGGUUUAUCUUGACUUUCGACAGAAGGGUCGUUGUCUUUUGUAUUGUUUGCGACGUAUAAGGUGCAAUUUUGAGCGAGAAGUUCACUUCCUCUCCAGAAUCUCGCUGAAAAUGGCAUUUCCCGAUGUUAUGUUCUACCAUACUUGACUCCAUUCCUGUUUCCAGCUGAUGGGUGGGCUUUUUUUAUGGUUCUUAUGAUUAGAAAAAAUUUUAGCUCGGGGAGUUCAAGAGUUCCGUCAGGUGAAGUUUAUGAAGAAAGAGCUUAUGUGUAGCUGAACUCUGAUCGCAUCUUGAAAAUGGGAACUUCGGUGAAUAUCAUUGUAGGUUCUCAUGUAUGGGUAGAAGACCCAGAAUUAUCUUGGGUUGAUGGACAGGUUUCAAAGAUUAAUGGACAGGAAGCUGAGAUCCAGACGACUAAUGGGAAGAAGGUCAUUACAAACCUAUCAAAGAUCCAUCCCAAGGAUAUGGAAGCUCCUGCUGGUGGAGUUGAUGAUAUGACAAAGCUAUCUUAUCUACAUGAGCCUGGAGUUCUGCAGAACUUAAAAGCUAGAUAUGAACUGAAUGAAAUCUAUACAUAUACAGGCGGAAUUUUAAUUGCCAUAAAUCCAUUCCAAAGACUUCCUCAUAUUUAUGAUGCUCACAUGAUGCAACAAUACAAAGGGGCUCCAUUUGGAGAACUAAGCCCUCAUGUUUUUGCAGUUGCUGAUGUUGCAUACAGGGCAAUGAUCAAUGAGGGGAAAAGCAAUUCAAUUCUGGUCAGUGGUGAAAGUGGAGCUGGUAAAACUGAGACCACAAAAAUGCUUAUGCGAUAUCUCGCCUUUUUAGGAGGUCGGGUAGCUACUGAAGGAAGGACUGUGGAGCAACAAGUUCUUGAAUCAAAUCCAGUCCUUGAAGCAUUUGGCAAUGCUAAAACUGUGAGAAAUAACAAUUCCAGCCGUUUUGGAAAAUUUGUAGAGAUCCAGUUUGAUAAGCAAGGAAGAAUCUCAGGAGCAGCCAUCAGAACUUACCUUUUAGAGAGGUCUCGUGUUUGCCAAAUUUCUGAUCCUGAACGCAACUACCACUGCUUCUACCUUCUUUGUGCUGCACCACAGGAGGAAAUUGAAAAGUACAAGUUGGGAAACCCUAAAUCAUUUCAUUAUCUUAACCAGUCUAAUUGUUAUGAGCUGGUUGGUGUAAGUGACGCACAUGAUUAUCUUGCCACAAGGAGAGCGAUGGACAUUGUUGGGAUUAGCGAGAAGGAACAGGAAGCAAUUUUUAGAGUUAUUGCUGCGAUACUUCAUCUCGGCAAUAUCCUUUUUACCAAGGGGAAGGAAGUUGAUUCGUCGGUUCCAAAAGAUGACCAAGCCAAAUUCCAUCUUAAAAUGACUGCAGGGCUUCUUAUGUGUGAUGCUGCGGCCUUGGAAGAUGCAUUAUGUAAGCGUGUUAUGAUCACCCCAGAAGAAGUGAUAAAGCGGAGUCUUGAUCCUCAAAGUGCAACAGUUAGCCGAGAUGGUUUAGCCAAGACGAUAUAUUCUCGAUUGUUUGACUGGUUGGUGGAUAAAAUUAAUGUCUCAAUUGGACAGGAUCCUAAUUCAAAAUCUUUGAUUGGGGUUCUUGAUAUCUAUGGUUUUGAAAGCUUUAAGACUAACAGUUUUGAGCAGUUCUGCAUUAAUUUCACAAAUGAGAAAUUACAGCAACAUUUCAACCAGCACGUUUUCAAGAUGGAACAAGAAGAAUACACGAAAGAGGAGAUAGAUUGGAGCUAUAUUGAAUUUGUGGAUAAUCAAGAUGUCUUGGAUCUUAUUGAAAAGAAACCUGGCGGAAUCGUUGCUCUCCUUGAUGAAGCUUGCAUGUUUCCAAAGUCAACGCAUGAAACAUUUGCGAACAAAUUGUAUCAGACAUUUAAAAAUCACAAGCGUUUUAUAAAACCAAAACUGUCCCGUACAAAUUUCGCCAUUGGUCAUUAUGCUGGAGAGGUGCUAUAUCAAUCUGACCAAUUUUUGGACAAGAACAAGGACUAUGUGGUUCCUGAACAUCAAGACUUAUUGGGCGCUUCCAAAUGUCCUUUUGUAGCAGGCCUUUUCCCUCCACUUCCAGAAGAGACGACCAAAUCUUCCAAGUUUUCUUCAAUCGGUUCUCGUUUUAAGUUUCAACUACAGCAGUUGAUGGAAACAUUGAAUUCUACAGAACCUCACUACAUUAGAUGUGUGAAGCCAAACAACCUUCUAAAACCUGCCAUAUUUGAGAAUGUCAACAUCAUGCAGCAACUGCGAUGUGGUGGUGUUCUAGAGGCAAUCAGAAUCAGUUGUGCUGGAUACCCAACUCGGCGUCCUUUCUUUGAAUUCAUUAAUCGAUUUGGUCUUCUUGCCCCCGAGGCCUUGGAAGGAAACAAUGAUGAAAAGGUUGCCUGCAAAAAGAUUUUGGAAAAGAAGGGGCUUAAAGGGUUUCAGAUAGGCAAAACAAAAGUCUUCCUAAGAGCUGGUCAGAUGGCUGAAUUAGAUGCACGUAGAGCUGAGAUACUAAGUAAUGCAGCAAAAACAAUUCAGCGCCGCAUACGAACCCACAUUGCUCAUAAGCGGUUUGUUGCACUUCGGAAGGCUACCAUAGUUUUGCAAUCAAUUUGCAGAGGAAGACUGGCUUCCAGACUUUUUGAUUACAUGAGAAGGGAGGCAGCUGCUGUGAAAAUUCAGAAGCAUAUGCGCAAACACCAAGCCAGGAAAACCUAUUGCAAACUCCAUCUCUCUAUGCUUGUCUUGCAGGCAGGUUUAAGGGCAAUGGCUGCUCGUAAAGAAUUCAGAUUUAGGAAACUAACUAAAGCUGCUAUCUUUGUUCAGGCAAGAUGGCGGUGCCAUAAAGCUGGGGUAUACUAUAAGAAGCUUAAGAGAGGCACAAUAAUGACACAAUGCAGAUGGAGAGGAAGAAUUGCAAGGAGAGAACUAAGGAAGCUCAAAAUGGCUGCAAAGGAAACAGGUGCACUUAAGGAAGCAAAGGAUAAGCUUGAAAAACGAGUGGAAGAGCUUACUUGGCGUUUACAAUUGGAAAAACGUUUAAGGACUGACCUAGAGGAAGCAAAAGCACAGGAGAUUGCAAAAUUGCAGAAUUCAUUGCAAGAACUGCAAAACAAAGUCGAUGAAACAAAAGCAUUACUUGUCAAGGAACGAGAAUCUGCAAAGAAGGCUAUUGAAGAAGCACCUCCUGUUGUCAAAGAAACCCAAGUUCUUGUGCAAGAUACCCAAAAAAUAGAUUCUCUAACAGCAGAAGUGCAGAGCCUUGAGGUAUCAUUGGAGUCAGAGAGACAACGAGCCAAUGACUUUGAAAGAAAAUACAGUGAAGCACAAGAGUCUAGCGAAGAGCAACGCAAAAAGUCAGAUGAAACAGAGAAGAAAGCUCAUCAGCUCCAGGAAUCUUUGACCAAGCUAGAAGAGAAGCUCACCAAUUUAGAAUCAGAGAAUAAAGUCUUGCGUCAACAAGCAGUGUCCAUGGCGCCUAAUAAGUUCCUUUCAGGACGCUCCAGAUCAAUUAUUCAGAGAGGUCCUGAAGGCAGUCAUGUUGGAUUUGACGGAAAGGUAGCUUCGGACCUGCAUAGCCCUUCAAUAAAUCAAAGGGAUCUUUCUGAAGUAGAGGAGAAACCCCAAAAAUCCCUAAAUGAGAAGCAGCAGGAGAACCAAGAGUUACUCAUACGAUGUAUUGCACAGCAUCUAGGCUUUGCAGCGAAUAGGCCUAUUGCUGCCUGCAUCAUAUAUAAAUGUCUUUUACACUGGAGAUCAUUUGAAGUUGAGAGAACUAGUGUUUUUGAUCGAAUCAUUCAGACCAUUGGCAAUGCUAUCGAGACACAGGAUAACAAUGAUAUCUUGGCUUAUUGGUUAUCCAAUGCUUCAACACUUCUCUUGCUACUACAGCGCACAUUGAAAGCAAGUGGUGCGGCUGGAAUGACUCCACAACGCCGUCGGUCCUCAUCAGCUACUUUAUUUGGGAGGAUGACACAAAGCUUCCGUGGUGCUCCACAAGGAGUCAAUCUUUCUUUAAUCAAUGGUAACAUAAAUGGUGGAGUGGAUACGCUACGGCAAGUUGAAGCCAAGUACCCGGCCUUGCUUUUUAAACAACAGCUUACUGCAUAUGUAGAAAAGAUCUAUGGAAUGAUUCGAGAUAAUCUGAAGAAAGAAAUUUCUCCCUUGCUGGGAUUGUGCAUCCAGGCACCAAGAACAUCCAGAGCAAGCUUAGUUAAGGGGUCAUCACGUUCGGUUGCAAACAGUGAUGCGCAGCGAGCUUUGAUUGCUCACUGGCAAGGGAUAGUAAAAAGCCUUGGAAGCUUCUUAAACACUUUGAAAGCAAAUCAUGUACCCCCAUUUUUAGUUCGCAAAGUGUUCACACAAAUAUUUUCUUUUAUCAAUGUUCAACUAUUCAACAGUCUUCUGUUAAGGCGAGAGUGCUGCUCCUUCAGUAAUGGUGAAUAUGUGAAAGCUGGACUGGCUGAAUUGGAACAUUGGUGUUAUAAGGCAACAGAUGAGUAUGCAGGUUCAUCUUGGGAUGAGCUCAAGCAUAUUAGACAGGCUAUUGGGUUUCUGGUCAUACAUCAAAAACCAAAGAAAACACUAGAUGAAAUAAGUCAUGAUCUUUGUCCGGUUCUCAGUAUACAGCAGCUAUAUCGGAUCAGUACAAUGUACUGGGAUGACAAGUAUGGCACACAUAGUGUCUCCACGGAUGUUAUUUCCAAUAUGAGGGUGCUGAUGACAGAAGAUUCUAACAAUGCAGUUAGUAAUUCAUUCCUGCUGGAUGAUGAUUCAAGUAUUCCAUUUUCAGUUGACGACUUAUCAAAGUCUAUGGAACAAAUAGACAUCUCUGAUGUUGAACCACCACCACUUAUUCGUGAGAACACAGGCUUUACUUUCUUGUUGCCACGUUCAGACUAAUCACUUUUACUGCAAAGAUGGAUUGGUUUUCUCUUUAUCAAUCUCCAAUUUUGAGAUGUUGAUUUACAAGGCAACCUCUAUUAUGGGUGGAGGCAAUCAUGGGGUUGUAAAUUGUUUAUAAUCCUUUUCUUUACGCUAGAAACAAUUUUUUUUUUUUUUUUCAAUAAUCUUUCUAUUUGAUAGUUCAAUGUUUUAAGCAGGGUUGCCUUUGCUCCCCCAUCUAAUGUAAUAUCCAA
Juglans regia (Persian walnut) is the source of this 5366-nucleotide messenger RNA. Its product is annotated as myosin-11. Gene Ontology annotation, biological process: vesicle transport along actin filament; pollen tube growth; actin filament organization. Gene Ontology annotation, molecular function: actin filament binding; ATP binding; microfilament motor activity. The coding region runs from base 538 to 5130 and encodes 1530 amino acids. Lineage: Eukaryota; Viridiplantae; Streptophyta; Magnoliopsida; Fagales; Juglandaceae. Gene Ontology annotation, cellular component: vesicle; actin cytoskeleton; myosin complex. The record is from RefSeq and is a predicted model, not a curated record. The transcript is spliced from 38 exons.